Oppia nitens is the source of this 3204-nucleotide messenger RNA. RefSeq names its product small G protein signaling modulator 1-like (gene tbc). The record is from RefSeq and is a predicted model, not a curated record. Gene Ontology annotation, molecular function: GTPase activator activity. Gene Ontology annotation, biological process: activation of GTPase activity. Lineage: Eukaryota; Metazoa; Arthropoda; Arachnida; Sarcoptiformes; Oppiidae. The transcript is spliced from 13 exons. Bases 46 to 3159 code for a protein of 1037 amino acids.
GCUAAACACUUGCUGUGUUAUUGAAUUAACAUUACUGUGUCAACAAUGGGUGACAAUUCUGAGAAGGAAUACAAGGAAAAGUUGCUCCGUAUGGUUAAGAGAGAGGUCAAACAGAUAAUGGAAGAGGCGGUCACUCGAAAGUUUGUUCACGAAGAAAGCAGUUCCAUAACAUCCCUCUGCGCUGCUGUCGAGGCCUGUCUAUCAUAUGGUCUAAAACGUCGAGCUCUGGGACUCUUUAAGACCAACUCGACGACUGCUUUACUACAAAAAGUGGCCAAAUCUUCCGAACCGGCAGCUAUUGUCUUGAAGAUUGUCACUGAUUUGGAAAGUAAUGAUCCAAACAAGCGCUCGUCAUCGAGUAGUGAUAGCAUUAAUAAGAACCGCAUAACUAAAGCCAUUAAACAACAGAGCACUACAACUACAAAGCCUGUCGUCCGUUAUCUUUGGAUCAGAAUUGCAUUGUUUGAAAAACAUUUAGUUUCAAUUGUCGAUCAUUUAGUAUCAAAUAGUAACAAAUAUUACGAGAAGGAAGCACUGGUGUCUGAUCCAGUGGCCGGACAAAUAUUAGCAUCACUAUUGGUCGGUCCCUGUGCUCUUGAUUACAGCAAAAUGAAAACUCAAGACCACUUCUGGACUGAUCCACCGGCCGAUGAACUCGUUCAACGACACCGUCUCUCUGGUUCAGUAAACGGACCGUCGACUCCUCCUAUCGGCCGAAAACCAUUAGGACUUUAUUAUAAGCGAGGAGUCGAUGGAUCAAAAUCAUCUACGAGUGCCGAUGAAAAGAGCCCACCCGUGGGUCGAUCGUCUAUCUCAUGGUCGCCAAGAGAUUAUGUCGAAUCAUUGCAUCAGAAUUCCCGAUCGACACUAUUAUACGGCAAAAAUAAUGUGUUAAUUCAACCGCGCGAGAAUAUGGAAGCCAUUCCCGGAUAUUUAUCAUUACAUUCAACUCAUAUCGGAUUAAUUAUCAAAUGGACACCCAAUCAGUUGAUGAAUGGCUGUACUCCCAGUUUUGGAGAAUUGACUAACGAUUCAGUUAAUAGUCUCGACAAAAGUACAUUUUGGGAAUAUGCUCUAAGUUUAAGUGUCGAUGAAAUAGUAUAUCUUCAUUGUCAUCAACAAGAAGGCAGUGAUAGCAUAGUCCUGGUUGGACAGGACGGUGUAAUGCAACCACCCAUACGGUUCCCUAAAGGUGGACAUCUAUUGUCAUUUUUGUCAUGUCUUGAGAAUGGUCUGAUGCCAUACGGCCAAUUGGAUCCACCACUUUGGUCACAAAAAGGUAAAGGAAAAGUAUUUCCAAAACUAAGACGUAAAGGUCGCGGAUCAACAAAAAAUCGGAAAACAAUUGAUGCAAAUCUUGAGGAAGAAGACGACGAACCCUGUGAUUAUGUCUUCAGAAUAAUUGCCACUUUUGAAAAACCAGAAACCAUUCCACAAGAAUUGAUUUAUCCAAACACAAUAAAGGGUGCAUUUUAUCUAAAGAGACCAUUCAAUGGUAUGAAAAGAUCAAACAAUACAUCGCCACAUAAGUCACCAAACAAAACAAGUGAUGUCGACGAUAGUGAUAAAAAAUCUAAUGAAUCGCUUAAUAAUGAAGACAAUUGUGAGCAUAAAUUAGAAAAAGAAAGUGAAGACAAAUCCAAUUUAAAGCAAUUAUGUGUUACUAUGAAGAGACAAAUCAUUUCACGUGCUUUUUAUGGUUGGUUAGCAUAUUGUCGUCACUUAAGAACAGUUAGGACACAUUUAGCUGAUUUGAUCAAUACUAAGAUCACUAAUGCAAAUGAACCAAUUGAUGCUUUUGAUGGUAUCACUGAAGAGUUGUGGAAAUCAAUCAAAUUAAGUGAUGGAAAGAUAUCAGAUGCCAAUGAAGUUUAUAGAUAUAUAUAUUUCGGCGGAAUUCAGCACAGUUUGCGCAAAACUGUUUGGCCAUACCUUUUGGGUCAUUACUCGUUUGAUAUGUCAGACGUAGACAAGUCUGAGCGCGACAAAGAAGUGCAACAAAAUUAUGAACUCCUUAUGUCUGAAUGGCUUGCAGUCGAGGCAAUUGUAAGACAAAGAGACAAAGAGAUAGUGGCCGCCAAUUUGGCCAAAUUGUCUUCCGAAAGCAACAAUAGUGCAGACAUGCCAUUGACGGGUCCCAAAGAUCAUAAUUUUAGUAAUGAAGUAUUUGAGGACAUCUCAGAAGGCGAUGAAUCAAAACCAUCGAGUCGUAAGUCUUCGAUGCAAACACCGGAACAAAUCAAAGAAGGAGCGAUUGCAACAGCGAAACGUCAACUUCAAAGACACAAACCAGUGGAGAGUCAGAGCAGCUCUCAAAAUAUAAUAGUAACCAAUUCAUCCAUUGAUAUCACUAAUACAUUAAAAAGUGGACAAACCGUGGAUAAUGAUACCAACGAACCCGACUCUCAACACUUGCCUAUCGCCGGAAAUGGAGAAUCCAAUUCUCAAUGUGUGUCUCCCGUCUCAUCCAAUGGCGGAGUCUAUACAAAUGAGUUAUUAGACUUGUUUUCAUUGAAUAUUCAUCGCAUUGACAAAGAUGUUCAACGAUGUGAUCGCAACUUCUGGUACUUUACAAAUGAAAAUCUUGAGAAACUUCGAAAUGUAAUGUGCAGUUACGUCUGGGAGCACCUGGACAUCGGUUAUGUUCAGGGAAUGUGUGACUUAGUAGCACCACUUCUAGUCAUAUAUGAUGAGGAGGUGUUGACCUACAGUUGUUUCUGUGAGCUAAUGAAGCGAAUGGUAGCCAACUUCCCACACGGCGGCGCAAUGGACGCACACUUCGCUAAUAUGCGGUCAUUGAUUCAGAUAUUGGACGCCGAGAUGUUUGAAUUGAUGCACCAAAAUGGAGAUUACACGCACUUUUACUUCUGUUAUCGAUGGUUUCUCUUGGACUUCAAAAGAGAACUAGUUUACGACGACGUGUUUGCCGUCUGGGAGACCAUCUGGUCGGCCAAAUAUAUCUCUUCUUCGAGUUUUGUAUUAUUUAUUGCAUUAGCUUUGGUUGAAUACUAUAGAGAUAUCAUUUUGGAGAAUAAUAUGGACUUUACUGAUAUCAUCAAAUUUUUUAAUGAAAUGGCUGAAAGACACGAUGCAAAAGCUGUCCUCAAGAUUGCAAGAGAUCUUGUUUUACAAAUACAAACUCUUAUAGAUAACAAAUAAUUUGAUGAUCUCUUAAAUUUAUAUAUCAAAAUAUAUUUUAAAAAU